This is a messenger RNA of Haemorhous mexicanus (house finch), 1367 nucleotides long. RefSeq names its product spidroin-1-like. The record is from RefSeq and is a predicted model, not a curated record. The transcript is spliced from 2 exons. Lineage: Eukaryota; Metazoa; Chordata; Aves; Passeriformes; Fringillidae. Bases 12 to 1256 code for a protein of 414 amino acids.
CCGGCACCAAUAUGGCUGCCGUUGGGGGGAGCAAUAUGGCUGCCGUUGGGGGGAGCAAUAUGGCUGACACCAAUAUGGCUGCCGUUGGGGGGAGCAAUAUGGCUGCCGUUGGGGGGAGCAAUAUGGCUGCCGUUGGGGGGAGCAAUAUGGCUGACGGUAAUAUGGCUGCCGUUGGGGGGAGCAAUAUGGCUGCCAUUGGGGGGAGCAAUAUGGCUGACAGUAAUAUGGCUGCCGUUGGGAGGAGCAAUAUGGCUGCCAUUGGGGGGAGCAAUAUGGCUGACAGUAAUAUGGCUGCCGUUGGGGGGAGCAAUAUGGCUGCCAUUGGGGGGAGCAAUAUGGCUGACACCAAUAUGGCUGCCGUUGGGGGGAGCAAUAUGGCUGCCAUUGGGGGGAGCAAUAUGGCUGACAGUAAUAUGGCUGCCGUUGGGGGGAGCAAUAUGGCUGCCAGCACCAAUAUGGCUGCCGUUGGGCGGAGCAAUAUGGCUGACAGUAAUAUGGCUGCCGUUGGGGGUAGCAAUAUGGCUGCCAGCACCAAUAUGGCUGCCAUUGGGGGGAGCAAUAUGGCUGACACCAAUAUGGCUGCCGUUGGGGGAAACAAUAUGGCUGACAGUAAUAUGGCUGCCAUUGGGAGGAGCAAUAUCGUUGACGGUAAUACGGCUGCGAUUGGGAGGAGCAAUAUGGCUGCCGGCACCAAUAUGGCUGCCGUUGGGGUCAGCAAUAUGGCUGACAGUAAUAUGGCUGCCAUUGGGGGGAGCAAUAUGGCUGCUGGCACCAAUAUGGCUGCCGUUGGGGGGAGCAAUAUGGCUGCCAUUGGGGGGAGCAAUAUGGCUGACACCAAUAUGGCUGCCAUUGGGGGAAACAAUAUGGCUGACACCAAUAUGGCUGCCGUUGGGGGGAGCAAUAUGGCUGCCAGCACCAAUAUGGCCGAUGCCAAUAUGGCUGCCGUUGGGAAAAGCAAUAUGGCAGACACCAAUAUGGCCGCCAUUGGGGGAAAUGUGGCUGGCAUUGGAGGAAACAAUAUGGCCGCCACCAAUAUGGCUGCCGUUGGGGGAAACAAUAUGGCUGACACCAAUAUGGCCGCCAUUGGGGAGAACAAAAUGGCCGACACAAAUAUGGCUGCCACAAACAUGGCCGCCGUGGUGGAAAACAAAAUGGCCGACACCAAUAUGGCUACCGGAACCAAGAUGGCGUCAGGGCCCCGCCCCUUUACCUGCCCGCUCUGUGGGCGGAGCUUCGCCCCCUCCAGCACCGCAUAGGCCCCGCCCCCAGCGCGGGGUGGGUGGAGUUUGUGUGGAUGGGGGAUUGUUUGUGGGCGUGGUCAGUGUUGGCCACGCCCCUGGGGGGGUCAAUAAACGCUGAGUCAGCAA